AUUUUGUUCAUGUUCAUCAUUCAUUAAAGGGGUUGGAGGUCAUUCCAAAGUCUAAGAUUAAAAAAAAACAUGAUAAUAUUUCGCAAAAGAUACCGUUUUAAUAAAUGAAGCGCUUCUUUUCGUGAAAGAAUUUAAAAGGUGGGUGGUGUACCUUGCUCAACUGGAUAAAAUUGCUAGCAUAUAAUCCUUUAAUGUUGGUCUAAACAUUUUCUACGAGAAAGUAAAUUUUUCUCUUUGUUAUUGCUUUACAAAUUAUACUAAGCAAUUAUGGGUCGAAAAGUUAUUCUUGCAACAUGUACUUUAAACCAAUGGGCUAUGGAUUUCAAAGGCAACUAUGAACGAAUCAUUGAAAGCAUCAAACAAGCAAAGGAUAAAGGUGCCACAUACCGAUGUGGGCCAGAAUUGGAAGUUACGGGGUAUAGUUGUGGAGAUCACUUUUACGAGAGCGAUACGUUGCUUCAUUCUUGGGAAGUGUUGUCUAAAAUUUUGCAGGAUCCCAUUUGCAAGGAUAUCUUAAUAGAUAUUGGGAUGCCUGUCAUGCAUAAAAAUGUGACAUAUAAUUGCAGAGUGAUUUUUUUGAAUAAGAAAAUACUCCUGAUUCGGCCAAAAUUGAUAUUAUGUGAUGAUGGAAAUUAUAGAGAAACUCGUUGGUUUACUUCUUGGACAAAGAUAAGAGAAACCGAAACUUAUUACUUGCCCCGAAUGAUACAAGAUAUAACUGGUCAAAAGACAGUCUUAUUUGGUGAUGCAGUCAUUGCUACUUUAGACACUUGUAUUGGUUUUGAAAUUUGCGAAGAACUUUGGAAUCCACAUAGCUCUCAUAUUUUCCAAAGCUUGGAUGGAGUCGAGAUCAUAGCUAAUGGAAGUGGCUGUUACCACGAAUUACGAAAAGCAUAUGUAGUUGUGGAUUUGGUAAAAUCUGCUACUGCCAAAUGCGGAGGGAUAUAUCUUUUUUCCAAUUUACGUGGCUGCGACGGUGAAAGAACUUAUUUCCAAGGCUGUUCUCAUAUUGCCAUCAAUGGUCACAUGGUGAGCAUUGGUAAGCAAUUUUCUCUCCAAGAUGUUGAGGUCAUCACUGCUACUUUAGAUCUCGAAGACGUUCGAGUUUACCGCAACAGCAUAAGAAGCAGGAAUUUGGUCGCAUCCUCUUCACCCAGCUACCCUCGUGUACAGGUAGAUUUUGCUUUAUCUUCUAGUGAUUUAUUUUUGCCCACAUUUCAGCCAAAAGAGUGGAGCUAUCACACUGCCGAAGAAGAAAUUUCUCUAGGCCCAGCCUGCUGGCUGUGGGAUUAUUUAAGACGUAGCGGACAAGGUGGCUUUUUCCUGCCUUUGAGUGGCGGAGUGGAUAGCAGUAGCUGUGCCGUGAUCGUAUACUCCAUGUGUAAUCUAGUUUGCAAGGCAAUCAGUGAUGGAGAGAGUGGAGUUUUAGAUGAUUUAAGGAAAAUUAUGGGAGAUCAAAAAUACUACCCUCAGAACCCGAGAGAACUCUGUAAUCAAAUUCUAGUUACUUGUUACAUGGGUACUAAAAACUCAUCUGAGGAAACUUGUUUUCAAGCUAAAGAUUUGGCUUCUCAGAUAGGAAGUUAUCACAUGAAAAUCAAAAUUGACAUCAUAAUUGAUGCCAUACUGACAGUUUUCACGCUCGUCACCGGCAUCACUCCGAAAUUCCGUAUUCAUGGAGGGAGUACCAGGGAGAACGUGGCGCUGCAAAAUAUUCAAGCUCGGAUAAGGAUGGUCAUGGCAUACCUCCUUGCUCAACUCGUUUUAUGGACUAGAAAUCGAUCUGGUGGCCUGCUUGUGCUGGGUUCCGGGAAUGUUGAUGAAGGACUUGCUGGUUAUUUAACCAAGUAUGACUGCUCAAGUGCUGACGUGAACCCUAUAGGUUCUGUUAGUAAAAGAGACUUGAAAUCUUUUUUGAAAUAUGCUUUAUUUCAGUUUAACUUACCAGCUUUGGGAGAAAUACUGAAUGCACCACCGACAGCAGAGUUGGAACCUCUCAAGGAAGGAAAAAUUGCUCAAACGGAUGAAGAAGACAUGGGUAUGACAUACGAUGAGCUGAGUAUCUACGGAAAUCUCAGGAAGCCGGGAGGAUGUGGUCCAUACUCCAUGUUUUGCAAACUAGUUAAUGUAUGGUCAAACGUUCUUCGUCCUGAAGAUGUCGCCGACAAAGUGAAACACUUUUUUAGAAGAUACUCUAUAAAUCGCCACAAAAUGACAGUGCUUACUCCUUCUUAUCAUGCCGAGUGCUAUAGUCCCGAUGACAAUAGAUUUGAUCAGCGGCAAUUUCUUUAUAAUGCCAAAUGGGAAUGGCAGUUUCAAGCCAUUGAUGUGGCUUUGAAAAAAAUUAAAAGAAUCAAAGAAGAUCAUAACUAUGACUUUACUAGAUUAGGUCACACUAGCAAAAUCCAACAUCGAAUAAAAGACAGUUUGUCUGAUAAAAAUCUUUCAGACAUAAGUGGAGCAUCUUUACAUGAAAGUUUAUCUGGGAAAAGCAGAUUAGGAAUUGUUGUUUCGGAUACCUUACCGAAAUUUUCCAAAGAUGAUUUUAGCUUUGCUCCUAAAACUAAUACUAUACCAUUUCGAAGAACUCUUAAUUCUACUCUUAGUUCAGAUGUUUUAUCAUUCUAAUGAGAAUAUUAUCAGUCAGUUUAAAUCUUUUGUAGUGUUUGUCAUUUACACUUAAUUCUAUGCUUUUAAUGUUCAAUUCCAUCAAUGAACAAAGUAAUUGUUUUUUUAAAUUAACUUUCUAAUAACUAUUCCAGUUUAACUCUUGUUGUCCUUAUAUAUUUCUGAAUAAAAUAAUAUGAUAAUAUAUUGCCUGUACAUAUUGU
Molecule: messenger RNA, 2831 nt
Organism: Uloborus diversus
Lineage: Eukaryota; Metazoa; Arthropoda; Arachnida; Araneae; Uloboridae
Gene: Nadsyn
Product: glutamine-dependent NAD(+) synthetase-like
Exons: 2
Coding region: 268-2628 (786 amino acids)
Biological process (GO): NAD+ biosynthetic process
Cellular component (GO): cytoplasm
Molecular function (GO): ATP binding; glutaminase activity; NAD+ synthase (glutamine-hydrolyzing) activity
Source: RefSeq, a predicted model, not a curated record